This is a messenger RNA of Diprion similis, 3658 nucleotides long. RefSeq names its product electron transfer flavoprotein-ubiquinone oxidoreductase, mitochondrial (gene Etf-QO). Bases 400 to 2226 code for a protein of 608 amino acids. Gene Ontology annotation, cellular component: mitochondrial inner membrane. Gene Ontology annotation, molecular function: electron-transferring-flavoprotein dehydrogenase activity; iron-sulfur cluster binding. The transcript has 8 exons. Gene Ontology annotation, biological process: electron transport chain. The record is from RefSeq and is a predicted model, not a curated record. Lineage: Eukaryota; Metazoa; Arthropoda; Insecta; Hymenoptera; Diprionidae.
AUGAACGUAUUAAUAUAAGCCAUUUCCAUAUUCUGUGUCAGUAACACAUUACAAAUUUAAAAUGAAAGAGUAGGGUAAAAUUAACAGUCCAAUUUCAAUCGCAAAAUCAUUCAUCAUUAACUCUCUGAAUCGAUCGUUUAAAAAUCGUUCUCAAUGUCCCGCCGAAUAGCGCGAUGGCGCGAUCUAACGUGGCGUACGUUAAUGAUGAUGCAAAGUUGUAUUAGUUGUAGCUGACACCACAGCUGUAGUGUUUCCACUAGUUGUCCUCCACCGACCUCUCGAUCCCAACCACUCACUUCACUCCAAAAGUUCAUGAAACAUAUUAUAACGGAUAACCUAGAUUACAGAGUUCUACAUUAUUUUGUUUGAAACAAUCGAGCGUCUGUGGAUUAUCAGUGAAUGAUCAUGGCCUCGACGAUUUGUAAAACAUCAAAAAUUUUACAUCGGCUACAGCGAUCAUGCCGCAGAGCAUAUUCUGAAGCGUCGUUCCCAAAAAUAACUACUCACUAUACUGUCGUACCAAGAGAAACCGAUCCACGAUGGAAAGAUGUCAACAUGGAAAGGUACGUCGACGAAACGGAUAUUUUGAUAGUCGGCGGUGGUCCAGCCGGGAUGUCUGCUGCAAUUCAAGCUCGAAAGUUGGCUGAAAAGCAUGGGAAAGAAUUGCGUGUAACUUUGGUUGAAAAAGCAUCAACCAUUGGAGGUCACAUUCUCAGUGGUGCUUGUAUAGACCCAAUCGCAUUGAACGAACUCUUUCCUGACUGGAAAGAACUCGGCGCUCCAUUGAAGACUCCCGUAACUGAAGACAAGUUUGGAUUUUUAACCGAAAAGUAUAGGGUACCAGUACCAGUUUUCAAAGGAAUGCCGAUGUACAAUCAUGGAAAUUACGUAGUCAGAUUGGGACAUGUUGUUGCGUGGCUAGGUGAGCAGGCUGAGGCAGCUGGGGUCGAAUUGUAUCCUGGUUAUGCUGCAGCUGAAAUACUCUACCACGAAGAUGGUUCUGUGAAGGGAGUUGCUACCAAUGAUGUUGGUAUUGCCAAAGAUGGAUCUCCAAAAGAUACGUUCGAAAGGGGUAUGGAGCUUCAUGCAAAGUGUACAAUAUUUGCCGAAGGGUGCCACGGUCAUCUUGCCAAACAAUUAUUCAAGCAGUUCAACCUCAGGGAAAAGUGUGAACCACAAACUUAUGGAAUUGGACUUAAAGAGGUUUGGGAAGUUGAACCUUCUAAACACCGACCUGGGGCAGUAGAACAUACUAUUGGCUGGCCAUUAGAUAAAAAUACUUACGGAGGUUCGUUCUUGUACCAUUUGAAUGAAGAUACUCCAUUGGUUGCUGUUGGUUUUGUAGUCGGAUUAGAUUACACUAAUCCAUACUUGAGUCCGUUUAGAGAAUUUCAGAAAUUCAAACAUCAUCCAGCAAUUAGACCUACCUUUGAAGGUGGAAACAGAAUAGCAUAUGGAGCACGGGCGUUAGUAGAAGGUGGUUUUCAGUCGAUUCCCAAACUCCAAUUUCCCGGCGGCUGUUUAGUUGGCUGUACAGCAGGCUUUUUAAAUCUUCCAAAAAUCAAGGGAACUCACAACGCAAUGAAGAGUGGUAUGCUGGCAGCUGAAAGUGUUGUAGAAGCGAUUAUAGAUGCUGAAACAAAUACUCCAACGUCACAGGGGCUAGAACCAAAGAAUUAUACAGAUAAAAUUAACAAUAGUUGGAUAUACAAAGAAUUAAAGGCUGCUCGAAACAUCAGACCUAGUUUUCAUACGCCGUUAGGGCUUUACGGUGGCGUAGUUUAUGCUGGGCUCUCAUUUUUGACUGGUGGAAGGGAACCUUGGACUUUGUCACAUGGAGAUCCAGAUCACAAAAGACUGAAGCCUGCAGCGCAGUGUACACCGAUUGAAUAUCCGAAACCUGACAAUAAAGUUUCCUUCGAUCUGUUGUCAUCAGUCGCGCUUACCGGUACAAAUCACGAGGCUGAUCAACCUGCACAUCUCACAUUAAAGGACGAUACGACACCAGUAAAGCACAAUUUAGCUGUUUACGAUGGUCCAGAAGGCAGAUUUUGUCCAGCUGGUGUAUACGAGUACGUUCCUCUGGAAGAUGGAUCUGGUCAGAGAUUGCAGAUCAAUGCCCAAAACUGUAUACACUGUAAGACUUGUGACAUAAAGGAUCCAACACAAAACAUCAACUGGGUGGUUCCUGAGGGCGGUGGCGGUCCUGCAUAUAAUGGGAUGUAAAGUUGAACCCGAAACUGACUACAAGAAAUUCUAUUAUCUCAUAUCUCGAUGAUAGAUCUAGUUUAAAGAAUCGAUAGAAAGCUCGAAAAUAUUCCGGGAGUGUAGAAAUUAUGAAAUAAAAAUGUAAUAAGCAAACAGAACAAAGGAAGUACAGUAUCUAUAAUUGACGUGCAAAAAGAGAUUUUGUGCAAAACGCAAAAACACAAGUUAAAUUGCGAUAGGCAUCAUGAUACGUGAUAAGUUUCAAGAAUGCUGUUGAAGUAGUUAAAAGAAUCGCAUCACACUAUGGAAUAUCUUUCUAAUAUAAAGUAUUUUGAAGGGAAUGUACUGUGUAUUCCCAAAAAUAUGAAAUUCAAACUGGACUGAUAUUGCAUAGAAAUUGAGGAGAUCUCAUGAGGAAGUCGUUAUACAUUAGAAACAAAUCACGUUCAGAAAUUUUAACACUUUCGGAAUGUGUGACAUAGAUACGUACAAUUGACAUCACUAGCACGUCAUUGUCACCAUAUUCUUUCGGAGAUUUUCCAGAUUAAAAUCAAAGAUUUAUUAUUUAAGUGUAAAUAUGGUGUAUUUUUCAUUUAAGUUGAAUCUGUUCAAAGUAACAUAUACAGACGUGUGCAGGACAGAUCCACUGAGUUAUUACAAAACUCAAAGACCAACGACGUCAAAAUAACUCAAGCAAUUGUCAAGUUACUGUAAAAACUAGAGAAUUUAAUAAGUAUAUGCUGAUAUAUAAAUUUUAGUUCAAGAAUGGCUUGAUUGCUAUCAAUUCUUGUUUCUCGGGUUACUGUACGCUGAAGUCUCUUUAUAUCACGAUUCUUGGCAGGUGAUUUUAUUUUUCUGAAAUACUAAAGCCGAAUGUGGGUAAGUUGCUGAUUCGAUCAGUGCAGACUUUCCAUUUCAAGUAACGAAAAUUUUCAUUCUGUUGAUCGUAUCCUGUAAUCAAUAAAUCUAUUUUCUUAACAUUACCCACCUUUAUUGUCGGUCUAACACAAAUUUAUGAUAGCACAACUUGAGGAAUACAUUUAAUAAUGACUAAUAGACGUGGGGAAUGGGACAAUUUUUGUGGCCUUGAAAAUGUCAUGUAGAAUAACAUCCAAGCGACCGUGCUAUGAUUUAUCUGAAUGUGCAUUUUGGAAACUCAAAAUGAUUAGAGACGAAUCUACGCGCUUCGCUUGAUAUUGGAAAACUCUGAAGUUCAGGUACCGCCUUACUCGUGUCUAAAAAAACUCUGCAAGCGAUUCAAUGCAAGAGUGCAGCCUUGACCCCGAUUGUUAUAAGUCUCAUCACCUGAUACGUUGUGAUUUGGAGUUGCUGAAAAAGUUGUACAUACAUACAGAUACACAAUUAUAUGUAUAUAUAUUUACAUAACAUACGGAUGAUUAUUAGUUUUUAUACAAAUGUAUGAAGGUAGCUUUGAAUAUAAACGUAAAUA